AUGGGAUCGAAUCAAUCAAGAUCAAAUUAUCGUAUUGAACUCCAUUCACAAAUAUUCUUUUCAGGUCUUCCAAAUAUUUUUAUUACUAUUAAUCCGUGUGAUUUGCAUCAUCCACUUGCGAUGAAAUUUGCUGGUGUAGAUCUUAAUGUUGAUGAUUUACCACUAAAUCAAAUGCCAAAAUCGCACGAACGUGUUGCAAUUGUAGUUCGUCAUCCUAUUACUAUUGCACGGUUUUUUAAUAGACUUAUUUCAACAGUAUUAUCUACUUUAGUUGGCUAUAAUAUUAAUAAAUAUGAAUCACAUCCAGAUGCUCAGGUCGAACGUUACGGAGUUCGUAAACGAUCUGUAUUAGGUAAAAUUGAUGCUUAUUAUGGUACCAUUGAAGAAUCUGGUCGAGGUGCAUUACAUCUUCAUAUGCUACUUUGGCUUGCUGAUAAUAAACAUCCACAUGAAUUACGAGCUUCAAUAACAAAUGAGAUUUGUGAAAUUAUAUAUAAUAUGUCUUGCCGUUUACAAUAUCCAAAAGAAUUACAUGAUACCACAACAAUUAAUACAGAAACUGGAGAAAUUCUAAUGAGAUGUGCUCAUCCAAUGAUGAACAAUUUUAAUGAAUGGUUUUUACUUGCUUGUAGAUGUAAUAUGGAUAUCAAAUUUAUCUGGUCCGGUGCUGAUACAAAAGUCCUUAUCUAUUAUAUCAGUGAUUAUAUCACUAAAAAAAAUUUAUCUUUUCAUGAUACAAAUUCAUUAAUUUAUCAAGCGGUAGAAAAAUUCGAAAAAAACAAAAAUAAUAUUAGUUAUACAGAUGCAUUAGAUAAAUCACGUCGGCUCAUAUUAAGAUGUUUUAAUAAACUGGCAUCGCAACAAGAAAUCUCAUCUGUUCAGGUAGCAUCCUAUUUAAUGGAAUGGUCUGAUCACUACACAUCACAUACAUUUGUAAAUAUUUAUGUAAUUGGUAUCGAACGUUAUUCAGAACAAUCACUUUCAAAGGUAAUUUUAAAAAAAGCAAUAAAUUAUACUAAUAAUAAUUCAUCUGUAAUUAAUAAUAUAUCGUCGGAUAUACUUGAAUCAGUAAAUGAAAUAGAUGAAGUCGGAGAUGAUGAACAUCUAGUACUUUGCAAUAAACGAAUAGAUUAUGAAUUACGACCAAAUGAACUAAGUCAUAUUUGUCUAUAUGAAUUUUAUUCUGAUUAUCGAAAAGCAAAACUAACGUCAUCUGAUAAAGCUUUAUUUGAAUCUGAUUCUACAUUAACAUCACUACCACGACGUGGUGGACGUCCAAAUGAUCGAUGGUUAUUUCAACAAGAACAUCCACAAUAUUCUUCACAUCUAGUAAUACGUCGCUCUUUCCGCGUUGCUCCUGUUUUACUCGGUCCAAGUAUUCCUCGUUAUGAACGUGAAGACACUAAAGAACGUUACGCAAGAGCUAUUUUGACGUUAUUCUAUCCAUGGAGAAAAAAUUCGCAUUUUUAUUCCUACAAUGGAUGUAUGUAA
Messenger RNA from Rotaria sordida, 1491 nucleotides. The record is from the annotation of a GenBank genome assembly. Lineage: Eukaryota; Metazoa; Rotifera; Eurotatoria; Philodinida; Philodinidae.